UAAAUUAUGGAAAUUGGAUAUUAUGAUGACGACCAGUUUUUCACUGACCAAUUUUCGGAAGAGGAAAUUUGUGAACAAAUUCAGACUGCAAAAGAGUUGUACAGAGCUCUUAACAGUAUUAUCAAGUGCUUGCUCUCAGAAGUCAUCGCAUUACAAGAUAAAACCCUCACAAAUUCGGUUUGCAUGAAAAUACUUGAAUUAAAGUUCGACUUAAAGAUUAUCAAUGAUUUUCAGUAUUACCUAUACAUUUCAUCAAACUUCUUUGACAUGAUUGAGUUGCCGGAAGUGAACUGGACAGAGCAAAAUGAGAUCAUAAUAACCUACGAAGUGACUGCAAAGCUACCUGAAAUAUUUUGGAAUCAUUUUGAACAAAAACUGGAAACUCUGCUAAUAAUUUAUCCAUUCGUUAACUUCAAGUUCAAAGUUACUAAAUAUCAUGAUACUUUCACUCAGGAUAUUUUCUGACUUGAAGUCGAAGCAAAUAAAUCUUUGAUAAACCUUGAUAAAGAAAACAUCCAUCAGAGAAUCUUUGGGCAUGUUGCUGACUUCCUGGAGCUUGAAGACGGAAGUCAUCACUACACACAGAAAUUAGGUGACAAUUACUCGCUGACAGUUUUCCUUGGUACUCAGAAAUAUAAGAAGAAAAGUGGAGCUCAAGGACGAUUAUCUGUCACUGAAUUUUUCUACGAUUCUAUUCUUUAUGAAUAUCCCAGAAUGUCUUUGUUCGAUGAUAUCGGCAUGCCAAGCUUGAAGUUCAUCCUCAAUAAGAGAAAGAUCAAGAAGAUAAAGAAUGUUACUGACAAAAGUGACACAUGACUUUCUUACAGUUUUGACUACAACUCAGAAGAGUUUAAUUAUGAUAUCUAUAUUAUGGUGUUUUAUAAUUUCGAGCCUGACCCACAAGAAGAGCAAAAGCCACAGACUCAAUCUAAAGAAAUUUCAGAAACUGAGUUGUUUGAAGAAGGUAUUAGUGUCAUAGACGAAGAGACUUUAAAAUAAGCUAAAAACCUCAUUGAAAGCUUGACUGAGCACAUGUUUUAACAAUAUCGAUCAUUUACCAUCUAAUCAAGCUCUCAAAAUUAGGUCCAACAUUGAAUCAGGAAAAGAGCUUUUACCAUUCUUCUUCUCCAAGAUAGAGUCUCGCCAUGAAGCUUUAGGCAGGGAAGAUUUUUGAGACAAGGUAACUUCUGAAGACAUUCACAAAUACUUAAUGUUAACCUAAAUC
This is a messenger RNA of Moneuplotes crassus, 1225 nucleotides long. The record is from the annotation of a GenBank genome assembly. NCBI's taxonomy places the organism in Eukaryota, Ciliophora, Spirotrichea, Euplotida, Euplotidae.